Suillus fuscotomentosus is the source of this 1375-nucleotide messenger RNA. RefSeq lists its product as uncharacterized. The transcript has 6 exons. Gene Ontology annotation, biological process: protein phosphorylation. The coding region runs from base 18 to 1094 and encodes 358 amino acids. The record is from RefSeq and is a predicted model, not a curated record. Gene Ontology annotation, molecular function: ATP binding; protein kinase activity. Lineage: Eukaryota; Fungi; Basidiomycota; Agaricomycetes; Boletales; Suillaceae.
GUUGAUCAGACAGCAGGAUGGACUCAACCUCUGCUGCUCAUCCGCAUCUUUCUGAGUUUGAGAUUUGGUGGAGGGACCAUUACGACUUCUUCAAAGACAAGGGCUAUAAGCUACGGAGUCGCUACAGUCCGGAUUGGGUGCCCUCUUGGACGAAUACCAAGAAAGAUGACAUAGAAUGUGAGGAUGGAAUCAUGCCACGACACCAUUCUUUGCUAGAUGCACGGCGAACUCAAGACGGCGCUCGCGUAUCACUUAAACUUAUAGAGGUGUCGCGACACCCUUACGAAAUAGAAAUUGGUCGCUAUUUCUGUAGCGCUCCUCUUAGUGAAGAUCCAGCCAACCAUUGCGUGCCAAUAUACGCCGUUUUGGAGGUGCCCGACGACAAUUCUCUUGCGAUAAUUGUCAUGCCGUUACUUCGAAGAAUCACGGAUCCCUAUUUUGACACGGUCGGGGAAGUGGUAGACUGUAUACACCAACUUUUGGAGGGGCUGCGCUUCAUGCACAGAUAUCACGUCGCUCACCGGGACUGCAUGCAGCUAAACAUACUGAUGGAUGGCAGCAUGUACACAGACGCAUGGCAUCCAAGCGAACAAUAUAUGUCCGAGGACUUCAAACGCCCGGCUAGGCAUCGCACACGCACGCAGUGUCCGCCACGAUAUUAUUACAUUGACUUUGGCAUUUCCCGCAAAUAUGAUGCAUCCAAUACCAAUCCACUAGAAAUCCCCAUAUAUGGCGGAGAUAAAGGGGUGCCAGAGUUUGCGGAAGCCUACACCAAACCUUGGAACCCUUUCCCAACUGAUGUUUGGUAUCUUGGGCAUGCUAUUCAAGAAACAUUUCUCGAUCGCUACUUAGGUGUGGAAUUCUUGCGCAGUUUGGCAACGGAUAUGAUGCACUCGGAUCCAACGCAACGUCCGAACAUGGACGAAGUUUUUUCUCGAUUCCAGGUUCUGCGUCAGGGUCUCAGUAAAUGGAAAUUACGCUCGCGUGUGGCUCAUGAUGACGAGAGGUCUCUUUUUGAUUUCCUGGUCCACUGGGCCCGUCGCAUCCAGUACAUAGUACGCAGAAUUCCCCCAACGCAUACCUCGCCGUCAUAGAGUGGACUCCUUUGUAACUAGUCUCCUACAAUGCACGAGUUUUCCGUCCCUGAGUCUUCGCAUUCAUAGAGUGUGAGGUGUCAUGGUGCCUCUACGCUACACACUUGACUGCACAUCGUCAGAUGCCAUUCAAAUCGGUGAACCGAUAUAUGACAACAUCUUCUCACCGGUUCUCUAAUCUUACUGACCGUCAGGGUGCUGACUGACGUUCCCGUCAAUAUCGCAUUUACAACGAUGUCAGCCGAGAAAAGUCAGGACGGCCACAACAAGGUUCCUCAACG